UUUUUAUAUAGUUACACUCGCUCAGAAAGCUCAAAUAAAAGUCAAGUUUAUAAUAUAAUAGUGAAAAAAAAAAUGGAAGUUCACGUAGAGGAAAGGAUGACUACACUGGGAAAAUCAAUUCUAGUUCCAAGUGUUAAAGAAAUUGCAAAAGAAUGUUUAGAAAAAGUCGCAGAUCGAUAUAUUCAAAUUAAUACUGAUGCUAAUCAAGAAGAUUACGGUCUUAAUGAUAGUGAUAUUAAUGUUAAUGAAGAUAUUAAAGUACCAAUCAUUGAUAUGGAAGCUUUGAUUGCUGGUGAUGGCUUGGAGCUUGACAAGUUGCAUUCUGCUUGUCAAGACUGGGGCUUUUUUCAGAUUGUAAAUCAUGGAAUUGACAAGACAUUGGUGGAAAAAUUCAAAUUGGAAACCAAAGAAUUGUUUGAUCUUCCUAUAGAAGAAAAGAAAAAGUAUUGGCAAACAUCAAAUGAAGUGGAGGGAUUUGGGCAAGCCUUUGUUGUUUCUGAAGAUCAAAAGCUUGAUUGGGCAGAUAUGUUUUUUGUGAGUGUUCUGCCUAAAUAUAUGAGAAAACCCAACUUGAUUCCCAUGUUGCCUCUUCCUUACAGGAAUACAUUGGAAUUAUACUCAGAGAAAAUACAAAAUUUGGCUAUGAAUAUUAUUGAUUGCAUUUCAAAAGCUUUAAAAAUAAAUAUUGAAGUGAUGAGAAGAAUAUUUGGAAAUGAUGGACUACAAUCAUUUAGAAUGAAUUAUUAUCCACCAUGCCCACAACCAGACAAAGUCAUUGGAUUAACACCUCAUUCAGAUGCUGCUGGUCUCACUAUUCUUCUUCAAUUUGAUGAUAUUGAAGGCCUACAAAUUAGGAAAAAUCAUAAAUGGGUUACUAUCAACCCCCUCCCUAAUACCUUUGUGGUUAAUAUAGGGGAUAUCUUAGAGAUUGUGACAAAUGGAAUAUAUCGAAGCAUAUUACAUCGGUCAGUAGUGAACGCAACAAAAGCAAGGAUAUCAGUGGCUGCAUUUCACAACCCAUCAAUGAAAGGGGAUAUAGGCCCGAUUCCUGACCUUAUUAAGCCAGGUGUACCAGUAAGAUUUCAACACAUCAGCGCCGCUGAUUAUUUCAAAGGAUUAUUUAAUCGUGCUCUCGAUGGGAAGUCCUACAUUGAUGUCAUGAGAAUUAAUCCAAACCAUAAUAAUUAACAUACUGUUUAAUCUUAUUUCGAUUUUUAUAUGUUUAGUUUACAAAAUAGAUAAAUUUGUUGAAAUUUAAUUGAUAUAUUCUUUAAAAAUUUUAUUACAGUUAUCAAUUUUAGAGAAUAUAACAAAUCAUAUUUCAACAAGUUUAUCUAAACUAAACCUUAGAAAACCAAUUCUAUAUUAUGGGCUUGUAACUAUAUAGAAAAUUAUGUUCAAUAAUAAUGUAAUCAAGAUAUUUUUAAGGUAUUUACAUUUGAUAGAUAUAUAAACGUAUUUUAUCUUUAUAUUAUGUAUAAUUAUAUUGUAAAAUUACU
Molecule: messenger RNA, 1499 nt
Organism: Amaranthus tricolor (Joseph's coat)
Lineage: Eukaryota; Viridiplantae; Streptophyta; Magnoliopsida; Caryophyllales; Amaranthaceae
Product: protein SRG1-like
Exons: 4
Coding region: 73-1188 (371 amino acids)
Source: RefSeq, a predicted model, not a curated record